AUGGCUGAGACCAAUGGCGCGAGCUCUGCCCAUAUAGAUCUUUCUGGUGCUUCCGCAACUCAGGUACGCCCUGGUGGUGCUCCGGCGCGUGUAUACUUGAACGAGAAGAUCGUUCCCACUCUACUUGAAGGGAUGAAGACUGUUGCGAAGGAACAGCCCAGCAAUCCUCUGCGUGUGCUUGGAGAGUACUUGAUUCAGAAGAGCAAUGAGCUGGAACGGGACGCGAACAGAACGGAGUGA
Penicillium atrosanguineum is the source of this 240-nucleotide messenger RNA. RefSeq names its product DPY30/SDC1 family protein. The coding region runs from base 1 to 240 and encodes 79 amino acids. Lineage: Eukaryota; Fungi; Ascomycota; Eurotiomycetes; Eurotiales; Aspergillaceae. The transcript is spliced from 2 exons. The record is from RefSeq and is a predicted model, not a curated record.